Sceloporus undulatus (fence lizard) is the source of this 6418-nucleotide messenger RNA. RefSeq names its product tripartite motif containing 47 (gene TRIM47). Gene Ontology annotation, molecular function: zinc ion binding; protein binding. The record is from RefSeq and is a predicted model, not a curated record. Lineage: Eukaryota; Metazoa; Chordata; Lepidosauria; Squamata; Phrynosomatidae.
CCUUUGGGGCAUCCUCCUGCCUGCCUUCCGUGCCAAGCCCUUCUGGCCACAAAGCUCCUCCCGCGCCUAGUCCCCUUCUUCCCUCCGGCCCGGGGCCCUCCUCCAUCGGGGCGGAGUUGGUCCAGCCCUGGCCCCAUCCCUCCCCAUCGCCGCUGCCCUCCUUGGCUGCGGGGCUGCCUCCAGGAUGGAGGGCGUCGGCGGUGGUGGCUGCUCCUGGGCGGCCUUCGGGUGCCCCAUCUGCCUGGAGGCGCUGCGGGACCCGGUGACGCUGCCCUGCGGCCACAACUUCUGCCUGCGCUGCCUGGAGGCCCACCGCCUCUGCCCCGCCGCCGGAGACCAGGGCAGCCCCUCCGCCGCCGCCGCCGCCUCGUCCUCUGGCUCCUCCUCUGGCUCCUCGCGGUGCCCCUUGUGCCAGGAGCCCUUCCCGGCCCAGCUCCAGCUCCGCAAGAACCACGCCUUGGCCGAGCUCCUCCAGCUCCGCACGAACCCCCAGAUGGAGCCCCGGGAGGAGGAUGGAGAUGGAGGAGGAGGAGGAGAAGCCCAGCCCGAGCAGGACGGCUCCAAGGCGGAGGAGGCAGGGGUGCUGUGCGACUUCUGCACGGGGGACUCGCGGGCCUUGGCCUCGCAGUCCUGCCUGGUCUGCCUGGCCUCCUUCUGCGGGCCCCACCUGCAGCCCCACCUGCGCAGCCCGGCCUUCCAGGCCCACCGCCUGGUGCCCCCCCUGAGGCACAUCGAGGAGAGCCUCUGCAAGCUCCACCUCCGGCCCCUCGAGGCCUUCUGCCGCCGGGACCGGGCCCCCGUCUGCCCGCUCUGCGCCGCCCAGGAGCACCAGGGACACCCCAUGGUCGCCCUCCAGCACCAGAGCCAGCACCUCCAGGCCCAAAGACCAAAAAUCUUGAGCAGUGUAGAGAAUCAGCUGGAUGAACUUGGAGUCCUUAUUGCCCAGACAAAGAGAACAAUCGACCUUAUCAAAGGCACUGCUCAGAAGGAGAAGGAAAAGGUCAUCAAACUCUUUGUUGAGACAGCCCGGGUCCUUGCAGCAUUUCAGAAGGAAGUUCUUGAAUUCAUUGAUGAUGGUGAAAGAACCAUGCUGAGUGGGGCAGAAGAGGAGCUGAGGCAGAAGGAAGAGAGACACACCACGCUGAAUGAAUGUAGGCAGAAGCUGGAGAAGAUCCCCUGCACAGACACUAUCUCUUUCAUACAGGAGUUCCAAGCACUGCAAAUAGCUGCCGAAGAGAAAAACUUCCCAUGUACAGGCUUCUCAAAAGAACUGAAUUUUAUCAAAUCAAGCCAGGCAGUGUUUACUGUCAAGGAGUUACUAGUGAACAUUUGCAAGAACCAAUGGGACCAGCUUUCAGGGAAAGGAGAUGGUGGAUCCAUUCCUUAUGGUAUGCCAGAAGUGACUGUGGGGCCCCAGAUUUCUGACAAAAACACCAACUCUGCCUUUCUGGAGUCACGAGACUACUUUCUCAAAUUUGCUUUCAUCAUUGAUUUGGACAGCGAUACGGCUGACAAGUUUCUCCAGCUGUUUGGCACCAAGGGGGCCAAGCGUGUGCUGAAUCCCAUUGGCUACCCUCAGAGCUCAACCAGGUUUAUUAACUGUGAGCAGGUGCUGGGUGAGAACAUCAUGAACCGGGGCAACUAUUAUUGGGAAGUGGAGAUCAUCGAUGGCUGGGUGAGCAUCGGGGUCAUCACAGAAGACUUCAACCCGCAGGAGUCAUAUGACACAGGCCGUCUGGGCAGGAAUGAGAAAUCCUGCUGUCUACAAUGGAAUGGGCAGAACUAUAUUGCCUGGUUUGGGGGUUUUGACUGUGUGAUACAGCAGCCUUUCUUCCACACUAUUGGGGUGUUCUUGGAGUACUCUGAGAAGGUGCUGACUUUCUUUGGAGUGAAGGAUGCCAAGACAACGUGCCUACAGCAGUUCAAAGUUGCUCGCUUCAAACAAGGCCAUUUUGACCCCUUCCAGAAUAAGAUCAACCACCAGUUUCCUAUGCUCUUUAACCACAAUCUCAAGCCAGCUUUUUUCCUUGAAAGUGUAGAUGCCCACAUGCAACUUGGGCCUUUAAAGAAAGACUGUGUCUCUGUGCUGAAACGACGUUAAUGCACUUAACAUAUGGGAGAGAACACAGGAUUCAGGAAAGAUUAACACGAAGUCUGUGUUGGAGCAUUAUGUCACCUCAGUGAUUUAGAAUUGAAAGCCUUGUUCUUAUCUUAGUCACUACCACCAUUGAAUAAUUUGAUAGGUAGCUUUAAACAUGAAGGGCAUUUGCUGUGAUCACUUUUUCUUCUCCUUGGUUUUUUAAUCAGGGAUAGCACAUUUUAGGGCUUCUGCCUGCUGGGCCUAAUUCAAAACCCUAAGCUUGUUUUUCUUUCACAUCGUGUUUUGAAUUGUUGCACUUCUCUUUCUGUAUAAACCUAUUGGUAUUGUUAAAAAAACCAACAGUACACACUUGCACUAAAAAUCAACACACCAAAGUACAGUACAAUAGACCUGGCUCUAGUCCCUGAUCCAGAAUGACCAGAACUGGAAUGCCAGUGUCUGCAUUUUUUAAAAACACAGUAGAUGAGGUAGUGAGGAUAAUUACAGGACAUGAACCAAUCAUUGACACCCCCUUAUAGAAAUAUUUUGGAUCAGGGUAUUCUCUGCACAAGAAAAAGUUGACUGUCCAUUCAGUUACUUAAAUCCAGAUUGGACAAAGUACUGGAUGACACAUUAUGUCAGCCUCCUCCAAUAUGGUGCCCUCCAGAUAGUUGGAUUGCAAUUUGGAGCUGGCAGGACAUUCCUGGGUGUUGGAGUCCAGCAGCUUGGGGAAGGAUGUUUGGGAAAAUGAUCCAGGAGACUAUUGUUAGCAGUACAGAGUUUUCUCCUUUCUAUUCCUGAAUCUCAUUCUUUUCUUGAUUUUAUUUUGGACAGCCAGUUCUCAAGCUGGCAUUUCCACACUAAGAUCUGAUCUGAGUUGUCACCCAUGUAGAUGUGGUAGAUAUUCAGGCAUCCCAUCAGUUGGAACGGGCAGACCACAUUCUUUCCACCUGGGGUUUUCCAUGUGGUUACAGAUUACCAUACACAAUUGUAAAACACUGCUAAAUGCGCCUGUAAGCAAUUUUCUAGUCACAGCAGCACAAAAGGCCAUGCAUGCUUAAUAGACAACAAGAGUUUAUCUAUGCUGCAGACAGCUCCCUCCCUGACACCUAAAUAUAAACAAACAAAAUGGCUGUGCAGGCAGCAAUUGUGACACUGUUCACCAAUCACUGUAUUUGACCAGUAGUAGUUGCCCAUCAUACUUGAAGAAACACAUUCUCCAUUGAACUCACAGUAGCAAGGAAUGCACUGUUGGGUGGGUGUAGGAAUAGAUUCAGACUAGAUUCUUGGAUAUCAGCCUAAAACCUAAGGAUAUAACUCUAAAGUGAAAUUAAGCACCUCUGAGUUGCAGUAUCAUUUGAAUUUGUGGUAGCACAAUAUUGACAUGGUUCCUCGUGAUGCUUAAAGGGAGACAGGAUAAACUGCUUGGGUUUGAGAUUCUAAUAUGUUAAUUACUGCAGAAGGGGAAACAAGCAGGAGGAUGUAUUGCUGUGUUUUCCACUUCCCACUUAAUAUCUUGCUGACUCAGAGUUCUUAAAAAAUAUGCUUUAUUGGAAGCCAUACAGUUGGUAACUCUUGAGAACAGGCCGUAAGCAGGGAUGGAGAGAUACACAGAUCUGAGGCAGAUGACGGAGGUUUUAAUUUUCACAUAGCAAGAAUUAGAAGUGCCCAUAGGUGCCUUCCAGGUAUGUUGGAUGACAUCUUAUAUGAUAACCAAUGGUUGGGGAUGAUGGGAGUUAUAGGCCAACACAUCUGGUACAUGUGCCAAAGACUGACCUAUAAAAUCAACCUUCUCCAGCAAAACAGCUUCCCCAUAAAAUGACACCGUAAACAAUAUUGCGUUCUGAAGUCAAAGGCUUUCAUGGCCGGCAUGCAUAGUUUUCUGUGGGUUUUGGGGCUAUGUGGCCAUGUUCUAGAAGAGUUUAUUUAGGAAUAAACUCUUCUAGAACAUGGCCACAUAGCCUGAAAAACCCAAAGAAAACUAUAAUACUGCACUCAACAUAAUACUGCUGAGAGAAUCCUUGGGGUGGGGAGCAGAAACCAGCAUACCUUCUAAGAGGUUGCAAAACCACUUCUUUAUAGUUGAGUAGUUUGAGUUAACCCGUGAGGAGUUACAAAAUUUCUGUAAGCAUUAAGGAGUCAAAAUAAACCUGAUUUAAAUGAAACUAUUCUAUUUAAGGACAGGGAAUGGUGCUGGAAUUGAUGGUCCAUUGGAUUUCUUCUGUCUCUAGGAUAUAGUAUUGAUUGAUACAAUCUGAUGUGCAAUUAAUGUUAUACUUGAUACAGUGGUAUACAAUUGCAACUGUAAUAUCUUCCAGAUUGUUAAAAUUAAUAUAAAGUUAUGCUCAUGGAAGAGAAGGGGGGGAGUGUUUAGUCUAGAGGCACUACUUUUUUUUUAAUUCCAAGAUUUCUCUUCAUGCAUUCCUUGUAGAGAUAAUAACUAAAUGCUGGUGUGCUCCAGGGAUUCAGUAUUACGGCUACAUUUGGAGGAAUUUACUCCAGUUUAAUAUAAACAUUGUCUACCUCCCAAGGCUUGGUCUUGAUAUAAAACAAAGACUAUUAUGGUAUUGUAUAUGGGAUUAACAUUAUUAUUAAUGAGAUUAAUCAUAAGGUUAAUUGUGUGCGUUCAUUUGUCUUUGCUGUCUGGGUUUUAUUCAGAUUUUUGUGGCUACCAACAAGAAACAGUGAUGUCGCCAUAGCUGGAUUUUUUUUACUUCCACUAGUGCAGCACAACAAAUAACAGCACAAUUCUUAUUGAUUGACUACUAUGCUAGUAGUGUUGUGAUAUUUAAACAAGCCUUUGGGGAUUAACUGGAAUGAUAAUUUGUUACACUGAACUAACUGGCUGUAUUCAUUGUUACUUCUGCACAAAAGGCUAAAGCCAGUAUGUUUGGUCUUUUACAGAGUCUUGUGCAAUUGUUACAUUUCCAAAGCGGAUAUAUAUAUAUAUUUGAGUACUAGAGACCUCCUUGCUUUGGAGAUUCCCACCUCAAAACACACAGUUUCUAUAUCUUCUGAAGUGUGUGAAGAAGUUUAGUUUCUAUUAAACAGUAUGCAAACACAAUCCUGAAUUCUCCGUUGUUCUUUUCAAACUAAGAAUGAAUUCCACUCUGCUUUCUGCUUAUCCUCUAACAGGCUAUUGAGCACUAAGGGAGAGGUAUAAAGGGAAUGCAUUUGUGAGGAGGUUGAGGUAGUGUGGGGAGAUCUCUUGGAAUGGGAAGUGCGGUAUCUAUUUUUUAAAAUGGGUUGGAGAGAUUAAAAGCGGGUGGAUUGGGAAAAAUCUCAAUGGAUUGUCAUGUUAAGGACUAGCAAGAAUUUUGUGUCAAUAUUCAUUCACUUCAUUUUAUACACCUCCUUUUCUAACAGAAGACUCAAGUGAUUUUCAGUUCAAAACAAUGACUUGAAAUCAGAGACACAGGACUUCAAAUGAAAGGAAAGGAAGAAGAGGAUAUUUUUAAAAAUGUGGUUGUCCAGGUAAAAAACCAGGUGGGAUGGUCAUUGCAGGGAACAGUUGUGCAAUGUGAAUCUCUAAAGGACAAUGUGAAAAUCAAAAGGACAAUUGAUCCAAGCCAGGCUGAUGAAAUGGCCUCUAGCAGAUGCAACUUUUCCAGGGGAGGCCCCAAAUUCUCUCUAGGAUGCAGUUGGGUGGAUCAGGAAUAGGCAAGAGCUAGGGCAAUAUGAACAAAUUUAUGAUUUAUUUGGGACAUACUGUUUGUUCUUUUCUUAGUAAUUGCUUGUUCUUUGGCUCACUCUUGCAUGCUGAGAUUAGAAUAUGAACCUUCAAGGCAUGAAACCAUGUAUGAAUGCAGUACAUUUUGAAAUUGUAGAGUAAGGCAGGCUACAGUUUAAGCCUAUCAUACAUUUUCUUUCUUGCAAACUGGCCAAUUUUUUUUUUUAAAUCUGUUUCCGUUUUCUUGUACCUCUUCUGUUCUCCUUAACAGGGCUAGGCAACUCCACCAUGGCUGCUAAUAGGAGUUCAUUUGUGGGUGUAAAUACAGCUCUUGCUUACAACAUCUUAAUUUGGACCAAAGCCCCUGGAAAAAUGAAUGUUUUAUCCACCGCUGAGCCAGCUAGGAAAUUCAUCCCAAAAAAACCCAUGGCAUCAAGCCAUAAUAAACUUAGCACUGUGGUAAAAAUAGCACGCGAAGCCACAGAAAUGCCAAGGUUUUUAAAAAUGUAUGGCUAAAUACCUGCUUCUAAAUUUCAGAUAUUCCCUGUUGCAAAAAUACAAAAAGCCAAGUUCUGCUAGUAGUAGAUACAUAUGACAGCCGUUUUCUUUUUAAGUGGUCUCCAGGUGAUUGUAAUGGAUUUUUGUCAUACUUGUCAUACCAUCCAAAU